ACAGGAAAUAGCAAAAUAUUUGUGGACUCGAUCUAAAUCAGGAGCCCAGAAAAACCUGAAGAUGAUAGCGUGGGAUUCUUAGGUUUUCGAGAUUCACACACACCAAAUUUGUAAUCAUCACAAACUCCACUGUCCAGGUUUUGUCUGGCUUUAUGAAGACAGCAAAAUUCUGAUGAUGGAAAAGCAGAGAACUUAAUCACUUGCUUCAGUAUCAUCGAAAGGCAACUGAAAAGCGAACCAGGCAGUCAUACAGCCAUGGAAAAAAAUUCAAGUUUAUGGAAGAACCUGAUAGACGAGCACCCCGUCUGCACAACCUGGAAGCAAGAGGCCGAAGGAGCCAUUUAUCAUCUUGCCAGUAUUUUAUUUGUAGUAGGUUUCAUGGGCGGCAGUGGAUUCUUCGGGCUCCUCUAUGUCUUCAGCUUGCUAGGGUUGGGUUUUCUCUGUUCUGCUGUCUGGGCUUGGGUGGAUGUCUGUGCAGCCGACAUAUUUUCCUGGAAUUUCGUACUCUUUGUCAUCUGUUUCAUGCAAUUUGUUCACAUUGCGUAUCAAGUUCACAGCAUAAACUUUGCCCGAGAAUUCCAGGUGCUGUACAGCUCCCUUUUCCAGCCCCUGGGAAUCUCUUUGCCCGUCUUCAGAACGAUUGCUUUGAGCUCUGAAGUGGUUACUUUGGAAAAGGAACACUGUUAUGCCAUGCAGGGGAAAACUUCCAUUGAUAAGCUCUCCCUGCUUGUUUCAGGAAGGAUCAGAGUGACAGUUGAUGGCGAAUUUCUGCAUUACAUUUUCCCCUUUCAGUUCCUGGAUUCCCCUGAGUGGGAUUCACUGAGACCUACCGAGGAAGGCAUCUUUCAGGUAACCCUCACAGCAGAAACUGAUUGUCGCUACGUGUCUUGGAGGAGAAAGAAAUUAUAUUUGCUCUUUGCCCAGCAUCGUUACAUCUCCCGCCUGUUUUCAGUGUUAAUUGGCAGUGACAUUGCAGAUAAACUGUAUGCCUUGAACGACAGGGUAUACAUGGGGAAAAGAUAUCACUAUGACAUUCGGUUACCCAACUUCUAUCAAAUGUCAAGUCCAGAAAUGCGCAGAUCACCCCUGACAGAACAUUUUCAGAAUUCCAGACGGUAUUGUGAUAAAUGACAUCAAAGUCUGAAAUGCAGAAGUAUAAAAAAAAAAAAAAGACUCUUCAUCAUUCCCCAAAUGAAAUAGCAAAAUACAGAAAAUUGAUCUAAUAUUUUUAUACAUCAAAUUCAGAGGCGAGAUGUCACUGCCAACUGUUUUAUUCAUUUCAACUGCUGCACUGCGAAUAAAUUUUGCAAAUCUUUCUUGUA
Messenger RNA from Carlito syrichta (Philippine tarsier), 1322 nucleotides. RefSeq names its product popeye domain containing 3 (gene POPDC3). The record is from RefSeq and is a predicted model, not a curated record. Bases 256 to 1131 code for a protein of 291 amino acids. Gene Ontology annotation, molecular function: cAMP binding. Gene Ontology annotation, cellular component: sarcolemma. Lineage: Eukaryota; Metazoa; Chordata; Mammalia; Primates; Tarsiidae. The transcript is spliced from 3 exons.